CCGGCACAAACAGCGAGCGCGACACAGCGCUCUCGCCGAGGCUCAUGGCGAGAGCGGAGCGUGCGCACUCGCGCAGGCUCGCCAACUGGAUGGCUCUGCUGCCGGAGGAAGCGCUUGCCCGGCGGGUAUGGGAGGUGGCCCUCCCGGGGAGCCACGACUCUGCGGCGCACGCCGUGGCCUUCUGGCACACUCUGCGGGCAUCGUACGCAAGCCUGCCCACCCGGCGGCUGGCCGGGCGUGUGCUGCGCGCAGUGGCGCCGGUGGCUGCCCCACUCGGGUGGAUCAUCCGCGGGUGGGCGCAGACGCAGGCGCUGGACAUUGCCGGCCAGCUCGCCGCCGGCGUGCGGGUCCUUGAUCUGCGGGUCUAUGCCUGGCACUCUUCGGCGGCAGAAGCAGGCGAUGAUGAGGCGGCGGCGGCGAGCGGCGAUGGGCUGCAGUAUGCGCUCUCGCACUCGUUUCCCACCGGUGAGGCGCUGGAGGACGCCCUGGACGCGGUACUCGCCUUUCUCGCCGAGCACCCGACCGAGCUCGUCGUCGUCCGCCUCACCGAGGACGGAGAGCCCUUCCGCGCCCCACACCUUCUCAUGGCCAUGCUCGACAACUGCAUCGCUCCAGCGCUUGCCCGCCACGCUGCCGUCGUCGCCGCCGUCUCCUCGGUCGAGCUCGAGCGCCCCAUGGCCGAGCUGAUCGCCGACGGCCGCCGACUGGUUCUUCUCUGGGAAGGCUCGCUCGACGCUCUGCCUGCCAUAGACACGUUGCCGAGCUAUAUGCUCGAGGUCAAGCUUGCCGCCCUCGACGCACGCGUCAGCCUCCUUGCCGAGAGCCCGCCAGCGCUCUUCUCCGAGAUCGACUUUUGCCUCACCCCGUCGCAGCCGCUCAUCCGCUCGCGCUACCUUCCGUGGCAGCGAUGCGCGCGGCAGACAUACGGCUCUCUGGCCUCGCUCUGUGAAGCCAUGAACAUCUCUGCCACCGAGUACGUCACCGCCCACGGCGCCGCCCUCGCCAGCUCGGCCUCGUUCCUUUCGUUCGACUUUGUGGACCCAGACCUGAUGGCAUGCGUCAUCUAUUCACUCUACGCCAUCGAUUGCCGCGCUCGCACUGGUGGCAAGUAUGGGACGCUGCACGCGCUGUGCGAUCUUGCCAACCGCUUGGCUUCUGCCGCCACCGCCGGGCGACAGCUCGCAGAAGCCGACUGA
Messenger RNA from Thecamonas trahens ATCC 50062, 1196 nucleotides. RefSeq lists its product as uncharacterized. Lineage: Eukaryota; Apusomonadida; Apusomonadidae. Gene Ontology annotation, biological process: lipid metabolic process. The transcript is spliced from 3 exons. Bases 45 to 1196 code for a protein of 383 amino acids. Gene Ontology annotation, molecular function: phosphoric diester hydrolase activity. The record is from RefSeq and is a predicted model, not a curated record.